AUGGCGUGGAGUUUUGGAGAAGAGAAUGCAAGUCUACCGGACCAUAUCUCGGCCCUAAGCACGGGAAUUCAGAACAUCGAUCUAACAGGCUGCAAACAACUGACGCCGUCGACAAAUCCUUCUAGUAUCAGUCAGGUUGAUCAACCAACAGGCGUUGUAAACGUAAACUCCGGCAGCGAGCCACUGCAGCCUUCACCGUCGAAAGAGUCCCCACCAGAUGGUGGAGUCGUAGACUUGGUGGUUACCCUAACAGCAGAUUUUACGCCGCCUCCUGUGGUCACGAUCGUAACUUGGAUAACGCAGGUGGGCUAG
This is a messenger RNA of Pseudovirgaria hyperparasitica, 312 nucleotides long. RefSeq lists its product as uncharacterized. Bases 1 to 312 code for a protein of 103 amino acids. The transcript has a single exon. NCBI's taxonomy places the organism in Eukaryota, Fungi, Ascomycota, Dothideomycetes, Acrospermales, Acrospermaceae. The record is from RefSeq and is a predicted model, not a curated record.